AUGCCGAAGCCGGCUGGCGAGGGCCGCUGCGUGGUUUGCGGGCGAGAGGGGCGCCAGGCCGCCAAGUACCGCUGUCCGGGCUGCCGGGAGAGAUAUUGUUCCGUGCCCUGUUACAAGAAGCACAAAGAAGAGUGCACGUCCAAAGCUGAUCCAGCCACACGGCCUGCAGAGUCAGAGGCUUCUUACCCCAUUCAGAGAGAUAAAUCACGGAGGACGGAAGGCAGUCCUUGGUCUCUGGAUGACAUUUUGACCGAAGAUGACGAAGGCGAUAGGGUGCCUCUCCAGAAACUUCAGUUGUUGAAGGAAUCGGAAGAGCUCCAAGACAUCCUUUCAAAUCCUCACCUCCACACACUGCUGCUAACGAUUGACCAAGCCAAGGACAAGAGCGUUCUCAUGAGAAAAUAUAUGCAGGAACCGGUCUUUGCGGAGUUUGCAGAUUGUUGCCUAAGGAUUGUCGAGUCGGAGAUGGAAGAGAAGGAAACUCCAGAGUAAAUGUCUAGUGGAGUUAAGUAGAGGUUUCUCCAGCCCUGGAGAAGACAGCUAGGAAAUUUGGAAAUACUUUGUCUUAUGUACUGCUGACUGUGUUAGAAUCCCUUGGGACAGAAUGGGCCAGGCUGCUUCCAAGAACUGUUGAUCCAGGCAUGGUGUGUGUGUGUGUGUGUGUGAUUUUCACAAGCAGAAUUUUUUUGAACUACAAAUCCUUGUCGGUUUCAGAAAGUGGCUGGUUUUGAAAGGGAGAAAGAUGCUUUUAUUCUUUAAUAAAGUCUACUUUUUGAA
This is a messenger RNA of Protobothrops mucrosquamatus (brown spotted pit viper), 777 nucleotides long. It is a transcript of the gene ZNHIT3, whose product is annotated as zinc finger HIT-type containing 3. The record is from RefSeq and is a predicted model, not a curated record. The coding region runs from base 1 to 492 and encodes 163 amino acids. Gene Ontology annotation, biological process: snoRNA localization; maturation of LSU-rRNA from tricistronic rRNA transcript (SSU-rRNA, 5.8S rRNA, LSU-rRNA); box C/D snoRNP assembly. Gene Ontology annotation, molecular function: protein binding. The transcript is spliced from 5 exons. Gene Ontology annotation, cellular component: nucleus; pre-snoRNP complex. NCBI's taxonomy places the organism in Eukaryota, Metazoa, Chordata, Lepidosauria, Squamata, Viperidae.